AUGAUGAUUGUCAAGCAGAAAAUGGCCACUCUGGUGGUGACUGGUCUCAUGGCGGUGAAUGUGGCCACGGCGUGGCUCUCCAGGAGCAGUCCAACUGUCAUUGGUGGUUCUUUGCGUCCAAAGACGACAGCCUUGUUCUACAGAGAUUUGCCGGAAGAGGCAGAAGAACCCAUUCUACCCGUAUCGAUUCGCCGUCGUGCUUCGUUGGAAGGCGUCUCCCUGGCACCGACUGGAUUCUGGGUCAUGCUCCGCAUUGCCCAAGAUGGCUAUCUACCAUGGCAAGUGACCGAUGACCCUCAAGAUGCCUACGCGGCCACUUCGGCCGAAGCCUUGACCAUGAUUCAAUUGCUCAGUGGGGUCGACAUGGCCGGUGCCAUUUUGCCACCCGAUGUCUUGGCCAAAUUGGUCAUUCAUCAUUGCGAAUCCCUCGUCGCGCAGCAGCAAAGUCCCAUGUUUUUUGCCAAGCAAGUGGCCAUCGCCAAGGAUAUUUUGGACUAUGUCCAAGAGACACUGCCCAAUUCCACCGUGGCAUUUUCGCAAGUCCAUCAAUGGACACAGUCGCGUGUACAGCUCCCCGAGGCCACAUUGGAUGAAGUCUUGGUCACGGACAACACCCAAGCACCCUUUGCAUUGACGUGUACUCUUCGUGAUUUUGGCAGUUUGACCUUUACGCCCAGUUUGCAAAGUUUGCAAGCCGUAUUGUACCAAUUCAGUCCCCAAACGUCCUUGGCAUUUACGGCAUUGGCAUUGGCUCUCCGCUAUCGAGCACCCAUUACGGUUCAGUCAAAAGAAAAAUUGCCACUCACAUUGCAAGGCAUUCAACAAAAAUUCCCCAUGUACGCGGCCAAAUCGACCUUGCAACAGUCGUCCAACCGAGUCCAACAAAACAUUGUUCGAGGCUUUGAGAUUCACAAACUCUCUGGGGCCUUGAAAAUUGCACUGGAAAAGGGAGAUCAUGCCGCCGCGGCUAAAAUUCGAAAAGCAUUGGACGAAUACGAUUCCAUGGAUGAAUUGCCCACGGCGGAACUACAAGAAGAUGGAUUGGUGGAACAACCACAAGAUCUCAAUGAUGAUGGCCUGCAGCAAAACAACAUGACCAUGAGUGUGUUUCAAUAA
Molecule: messenger RNA, 1116 nt
Organism: Seminavis robusta
Lineage: Eukaryota; Bacillariophyta; Bacillariophyceae; Naviculales; Naviculaceae
Source: the annotation of a GenBank genome assembly